This is a messenger RNA of Rotaria socialis, 2172 nucleotides long. Lineage: Eukaryota; Metazoa; Rotifera; Eurotatoria; Philodinida; Philodinidae. The record is from the annotation of a GenBank genome assembly.
AUGGCUGCUGGUGGCGUUAAUAGUUCUUCAUCUGAAAUCAAUGUAGUUAUUAUUGGUGAAACAGGCAGUGGUAAAUCAACGUUUAUUAAUUAUUUAACAAAUUUAUUUUAUAAUGGCUCAUUGACAAAUCUGAAAGUAGCCAUACCAACACGUUACUUAAAAGCUAAUAUGUCUUCUGCGAUGCCUCAACAUCAUGAAAAUUGCAUAGAUGAUAUUACACGUAGUAAAACAAGUAAAUGUACAAGAUAUACAUUUACUGUUGAGCAAGUUCAUUUUAAUUUUUUUGAUACACCUGGUAUCAACGAUACCGGUGGUUAUCUAUCUGACAAUGAAAAUGUUGAUCGAAUAUUUGAGUGUAUACAAACAUUACAAUAUUUGACUGCUCUUGUACUUGUUCUAAACGGUACACAAGCACGUUUAACAGUUAAUAUAAAAAAUGUUCUUGAGCGUUUUCGUGAUCGUAUACCUGAUAUAAUUUAUCGAAAUACAAUUAUUAUAUUGACCAAUUGUGCAUCUCAUACAGUUAAUUUUGGUUCAGUUAAGUUAUUAAAUCAUGCACCCGUAUUUUAUAUGCAAAAUUCAGCAUUUUCAUCCGAUGCUCAAGCAUGGACAUAUCAAACACGUGAAAUACUGCAACGUGAUUGGAUUGUGUCAAUGCAAACAAUGAAUGAUUUUAUUAAAAAUUUACUCACAUUAACACCGGUAUCAACAGAAUCAUUGUCAGCUAUGAAUGAGGAUCGAAAUGCUAUACGUAGCGUUUUACAUGAAAGUCGUCUUAUGAUUAUGGAACUACAACAUAUUGAAGAUGAAAUGACGGCACUUGAACAAGCAUCACAUAUAUAUUCAGCGAACGUAGAAAAAUAUGCAUCGGCUAGUGGUCAGCCAACGAAAUCAAUUCAGGUAAACGAAAUCAUUGCAACAUCAUAUCACAAUACAAUAUGCUUAAAAUGUAAUACUGUUUGUCAUGAACGAUGUUCAUUAACAGAAACAACACGAAUUGGUGAACGUUUGUUUCGACGUUGUACAGUUAUUGUUAAUGGUCGAUGCACUGUAUGUGCUGGCAAAUGUUCUUAUGAUAUACAUUAUCAUGAUCGACGUCUUAUUAAAAGUGUUCCGAGAACAUUAAAAGUAGCUAUAUCAUCUAUGGCAAAUAAAUAUACAGAAGCACGAAACGAUAAAGCAGCUUGUGAAACCAAAUGUGAAACAGUUCAAGAAACAAAACGCGUCAUUGAACAAUCAUUGCAGGAACAAUUUACAAAAGUACGCGAUGCAUGUUUACGUGUGAGAAGUAAUUGUCAAGGAUUUAAUGUAGCUGAAGAAUUAUGUAUGUUUGUUAAUUUCCUUAAAAACGAUAUGAGUUCAUUGAGAUCAACAUCGGUUGUGAAAAAGGCAAAAAAAUUUGUUGAAAAACUUGAAACUCUUUCAAAUGAAUUGCAAUAUGAUGAUUCUUUAAUAUCAAUAAUUGAACAGCCAUUAUCAUCAAUAGCAACACAUGCGGCAAUGUCACCUCCACUUGCUGCCAAGCGAAAACCAAUCAACAGUAACAGCAAUACUCAUAAUCAUAAACAACCAUUAAAAGCAUCACAACUUCAAUCAAACUCAACAGUGAAUGAGGAAACGAUUGUAACUAAUACGUCACCAACAUCAUGUAUAAUCACGCAAGUCGAUCAUAUUCUAAAUGGAUCAUUCAAUUCAUUGAAUGUCAUCGGGGAUGUUACAUCAACUGAAGAGGAUGAACAACGAAGAAAAAAAGUGCCGACUAUUGUUAUGCAGGAUUCAUUUCAUCGUAGUCAACCUGUUCAACAACAAGCACCAACAUCGGAUUCGGUGAAUAAUCGCAAACAUGCCGAAUAUUCAACUGAGCGUCUUGUUACUUUAAGUCAUGAGUCAACUGACGAAUAUAAAUUAAUUGGAAAAGAAUUAAAUCGACGCUGUGCUGGUACAUCUGUCGGUUACUUGCCGCCAACACAAUUGGCUCAAUUAUGUGAAUAUUAUGCUUCAUCUAGAAUGUUACAAUUGGACGAACUUGCUCGUGUACAUACACAACUUCAAUCAGACGUACAACAAUUAACUGACCAUGAUCCAUUUGAAAUACUUUCUGUGCCUACAGAUAAACUUUUACAUUUAGCUGCUGUUACACUUUGUUUACAUACUGCUACUAAACAUCAAUAA